This is a messenger RNA of Dovyalis caffra, 260 nucleotides long. The record is from the annotation of a GenBank genome assembly. Lineage: Eukaryota; Viridiplantae; Streptophyta; Magnoliopsida; Malpighiales; Salicaceae.
GCUUUGAAGGCAUUUUCAUAGCUAGAGGACGACAAGAUGGAGAGCAUGGGGUUGGUUUACUUGGAAAAUGCCUGAUUGAUGCCGGGUCUCAACGACAUGGAAAACAAUGCAUGGAGGUUUGCUAUGAUCUGGCUUUGUCACUCCUAUUCAUUGUGGCCACUGAGGGCCCAAAUAGGCCAGGUAAAGCCUGCCUCCCACUAUCAGCAAAUGCCACCCAAGGGGGUCUGAAUGAUGAUAACGAUGGAUGCGGCUGCGAGUAA